This is a messenger RNA of Melampsora larici-populina 98AG31, 2421 nucleotides long. RefSeq lists its product as uncharacterized. Bases 1 to 2421 code for a protein of 806 amino acids. The transcript has 5 exons. Lineage: Eukaryota; Fungi; Basidiomycota; Pucciniomycetes; Pucciniales; Melampsoraceae. The record is from RefSeq and is a predicted model, not a curated record.
AUGGCCCUCGCUUUCUUUACUACUCCUACUAUUGCUUCUCUUGCUACCUUUGGGUUUGGAGGAAGUACUGCAACACCUGAGCCUACUACUUCAAACACUUCAGAUUCAAAACCUUCAGAAGCUGAUUCUAAGAAUGAGACCGGUUCCAACUUAUUACCUCCAAAAUCAGAAGAAAGACCGGUCUCUGCUAGCGUGGGUGCAGUUAUCAAAUGUAGCGAUUGUGGUGGAGAUGUACCACUCUUGGAACUUGGUGAACAUGUUUGUUCACCAAAGCCAGUCUCGAAACUUCCAAGUUCAACUCCACCAGCACCAGCACCAGCACCAGCACCAGCACCAGCACCAGCAUCAAUACGAGCAUCAAUACCAGCGCCAGCAUCAAAACCAGUCCCAGCACCGGCCAGACCCUCUUCCCCCCAACAGAAGAAACAUGAAUCCAAACACAUCCCUCAAUCUUCAAUUUCAAAAAUCAUUUCCGCACCAAAAGUUGAGGCACCACCUUCACCACCUAAAUCAGAACCAACACCUGAAUCUUCUCCUCCACCCGCCACUCAGCCUUCAUUGACGGCUCCUUCUCCCCCACCUACCCUUCCUCCAACUCCUGAAAAGUCACCUCCUCGACCUAUUUCUCGUACUUCUCAGCGUACUCCACGAGUCCAUCGACUAUCAUCUUCAGGCUCUUCAAUCCUUAACUCAGAGUCAUCUGGCCCAAGUAAUCCAGUAGGACGUUCGCGUAUUCCUUUUUUGGAAAAAUAUGCUCAACUUGUUCCUAUGAAUAAGGAUAGCCUUCCAAUCACCACCACCACCACGCCAACAACAAAGACCAAACCAAUCACAAUUAAAAAAUGGGAAGAACCUCGAAGAUCUCCCAUUGAUACCACCAGUCAAUCAGGUUCUUCAUCAAGGCCUUCAAACGUUUCCAUCGAGUCUGCCCAAACCUCGAAAUCCAAGUCGAAAAAAGUCAUCACGCCUCCUACUUCACCCGAAAUAUCACCUUCAGAAAAGAUUGGGUUUGCUUCAUUACAACGUUCUCAGCUUCGUAAAGACCGACCUCUUCCAAGCUCUACUUCGAUGCCAUUCGACGACCGCACAAGACAGCGCUCAGGUAGUGAAGCUCGACGAGAUCCUAAACCACCUCCACUGCGAAAACUACCUUCUUCACAAUCUGCUUCUGCUGGUCUCGAUAGACUUUUAGCAAGUGAAGCAUUCAUUGAUUCUGAUGAAGAAAAAGAUAAUCCUUCAUUCAAAGUAUAUGAAACUCCUAAAUCACGUAGUAAAUCUUCACGUAAACCUAAUCAGAAACCUUCAGAUGGUCUUGAAGAUCUUAUGGGUGAUCUGAUGAAUGAGAUGACUCGAAAGGCGGAGUUAUCAACUUAUCAAUUGAAGGAAAAGAAAAAAUCUACACCUCCUAGAACAACAUCGAGUCCAGCUGUCAAAUCCCCACACAAGCGUAGUGCGACUGAGUCAGAUGCCAUGUUUGACGCGCAUGAUCCUGAUAUGACACCACGUGUUCAUCUUAGGAAUAACUCAGCCAACAAUCUACCUAAUGUACCAGACUCACCUGGAAUCCGACCAUCAGACUCGAUUUCACAAUUAGGUUUUGAUCAUCCACCCUCACCACCACCAGCCAGAGCUUUAUUUACAAACAAAGCAACAGGAGAUGAUAGAUGUCAACAUUGUGGAAAACGAACGGAUUCACGUACAGCUAAAAUCAGAUCAUCAUCUAUCGAUCCAAAUGGAACGGCUAAAUCGCUAUUCUGUCAAACUUGUUAUGCUGAAUUAUAUUUACCUAAGUGUAGAAAAUGUGAUAGACCGAUCGAACGUAGAGCUGUGACUGAUCGAGUUGGAAAGGUUUUAGGAAAAUAUCAUCCUGAAUGUUUUAAUUGUUUUCAAUGUUCGGCUAAAUUUCCAGAUGGAGAGUUUUAUGUUUGGGAAAGAAAACCAGUGUGUGCUCGACAUUAUCAUCGAUUUGCUGGAACGAUUUGUGCAAAUGAGUCUUGUCAAAGAGGUAUCGAAGGUCCAUGUAUUUCAUUAUCAUUAGAAUCAUCAGAAACCAGCGGCAGUAGAUCUGUAUCAGAUGGAGCAUCAAGUUUUAGUAAAUCAAGUUCAAGUGUUCAACGAAAAAGACUUUAUCAUCCAGAACAUUUUAUGUGUUCUAAACCGGGUUGUAAGAUUAGUUUAGAAGAAUUUCAUUUUGUGAUAAAUUUUUUACCUUGGUGUGAAAAACAUGCAAGACUUCAACAAUCUGAAUCUUUGGGUUUACAACAACAACAACCAUAUUCACAACAUCAUCCACCACCAUCGAAUCAUUCAUUGAAUCCUACACCUCAUACUCCUUGGACUCGUAAACCUUCUCGUGAUCAACCUCCAAGUAGACCUAUGGAAAGAAGACGUACGAUUAUUCAAAACGUUAGGAAAAGAUGA